Messenger RNA from Chilo suppressalis (striped riceborer), 780 nucleotides. Lineage: Eukaryota; Metazoa; Arthropoda; Insecta; Lepidoptera; Crambidae. The record is from the annotation of a GenBank genome assembly.
AUGGUAGUAGCAGAAAUUGUUGAAAAUAAAAUGAAGAAAUCGACAGUAAAAGUCUCAGUAAGUGACUCAGACUUAUCGUCCUGCGAUAGUUCGGAGGAAAAUGAAGAACAAGACAAUGAGCAGGCUCCUGACGCUGAUGUUGAAAGCAGUGACGAAAGUGACGAUAAAUCUAGCGGAGCGAAUGCACUUAUGACCAAUGAAGGCUGGGCAGACUCGGUUGCUAAAAUCCUCGGUUCUACUAAACCAAAACACAAGAAAACUUUGGUAUUGUCUAGAGCGAAAAAGCAUUCAGAAAUCAAGAAAGAAAAAGAAGAAACACCGGCGUUUGAGGUGAUUGGAGAAAAUGAAAAAGUAAAGAAAGAAAUAAAACUUGAAGGGAAAUUUGAUGUAGAACCUCCAACAAAAAAAAUUAAAAAUGAAAAACCAUCAAUUCGGGCAAAACCUAACAUAUUAGAGAAAGACAGGGAAAGAUUAUUAUCAAAAAUAGCUACAAAAGGUGUAGUACAGUUAUUUAAUGCAGUGAGAAAUCAACAAAAAACUUUGGAAAAAGAUAUAGACAAUAGCGAUCUAACUGAAGGUAAAAAAGAAAAGAUACUGAAGAAGUUUGAUAAAAGAACAUUUUUAGAUACUUUGAUGGGCCAAACAAAGUCAAUUGUUGUUGACAAAGAAACUAACAAUGUUAAAGAUGAAGAGAAGGCGCCUAAAUGGAAUGCACUGAGGGAUGACUUCAUGAUGGGUGCUAAAAUGAAAGAUUGGGAUAAAGAGUCAGUUGAUGAAUAA